AUGGAUAAUUCAAUAGAAAUCACUUUCAGAGUAAAAACACAACAGGUUAUAAUACCGGAACAGCAAAUUCAGGAAAAUGAACUUCCUUUGCGUCGGUGGCAGAUGGAGCUUCUUAUGCUAGAUGCAAAAGGAAACGAAGUGGAGCCUAGCAUAAUUUGCAAAUGCAUAUACCGUUUGCAUCCCAGUUUUAGAAAGCCUAAUAGACGGUUGGAUUCACUACCAUUUCUUAUCAAAGAAACUGGUUGGGGAGAGUUUCAUCUACAGAUAGAGUGUUUUUUUAUUGAUCAUGCUGGAAAAUUUAGCAUCGGGCACGACUUAACGUUCGAAGAUGAUGCGUAUGCAGUUGAUUAUACUGUCAAUGUUCCUUAUGAAUUUUCGCAUAUCAAGAGUGAACUAUCCAAAUAUUUCGAUCUUCGGUGGAAAGCUGUGAAUACACAAGAAGAAAUGUCACUGCGUCUGGUAGACUUACCUUGGAUCAAGACUCUUGCAGUUAUCGAUGAGGACAUGAUAACGGAAAUUGUUCAAAUGAUACUAAACGACCCAGCAGUACAGAAGGCAGUUGAAAACCAUCCUAGGAGGGAGCGUUUUUUCAUGUUUAUAACACAAUUACCAGACGAGUUGCUAAUGAAAAUCCAGGCCUUUUUGAAAUUACCGAAUGAUCUAACCAAUAAACAAGAGACUGUAAGUCUUGGUUCACACGCAACCAGUUUUCCACCCUAA
Messenger RNA from Saccharomyces mikatae IFO 1815, 720 nucleotides. RefSeq names its product Sas5p (gene SAS5). Lineage: Eukaryota; Fungi; Ascomycota; Saccharomycetes; Saccharomycetales; Saccharomycetaceae. The coding region runs from base 1 to 720 and encodes 239 amino acids. The record is from RefSeq and is a predicted model, not a curated record. Gene Ontology annotation, molecular function: histone binding. The transcript has a single exon. Gene Ontology annotation, cellular component: Swr1 complex; NuA4 histone acetyltransferase complex. Gene Ontology annotation, biological process: chromatin remodeling; regulation of transcription by RNA polymerase II.